AUGGUUCACGUUACCAUAUCAGGGAAGCUCGUCAAGGUGACAAAGACUCUCGCUCAUGCUCUUCAAGAGUUGAGACGUCGAAAGUUCUACAAAGUAUGGGUAGACCGGAUCUGCAUCAACCAAGGCAACCUCGAAGAGUUGGCUCAUCAAGUGGAACGUAUGGGCGACAUUUACCGAUAUGCCUACCGCACCAUGGCAUGGCUUGGGUACUGCCGGGAAUCCGAAAUCGUGGUUUUUGAAAGCGCGCGAUCGCUUGUGAAGUCAUUGGUCGCCUGGGGAGAGGAGGAGCACGAGACAACACCACAACACAAAGACAAGGAGCUCACCGAAAAGACAAAGGCGAUACCUUCAUCUACACUGGAAUUGCAAUCACAAUGGGCGGCGCUGUUGACUGUUUUCCAACGAGACUACUGGAGUCGUGCGUGGAUCAUACAAGAAGUCGCCGUGUCGCCCCAGGUCGAGUUCUUUUGGAAUGGUCAGUCAAUCACGAUAUCGGAGCUGCAAAAGGCGAUUGAUACGUGCAAGGCCUUGGCUUCCAUCACACCGGAAGCGAAGAACCUGACGUGGCGCUAUGCAUUCAAGCACGUCGAUUGUCUGAUGAGUUUCCGCAGGUUUCGGGAAUCGCCUAUCCGUCUCGUCGAGGCACUCAUUCGAUCUAGAAGGGCACUGUGUUCCAAUCCUAAAGACCGGCUGUACGCCUUGAAACAUCUGGCCGCCGACGGGAGAGACACUGUACCGUUCCCAAACUACGGAGAGUCCCUCGAUCUUUUGAACCAAAAGACUGCUUGCCGACUCAUCAAGAUGUACCUCGACGGCGACAUGGUCGUCUUUCCGUGCCACUUUUCGGACACCUGGGUGCCCCAAUGGCACAACCCACAGACUUGGAAUGACGAGAGAAUCAACAAGUACCUGACAGGACAGAGCAACUUUGUGGCAGAACGCUCCAAAGGCGAGUCCGGAUCGAGCACGAUAGUGAAAAAGUGGAAAGCUACGAAGGGUUCCCAAAUAGGCUGUACCCUUAUCCACCACAAUGCAUGGCUCGAGGUGUGCGUCAAGAGAAUCGGCCGCAUCACACAAUGCUCAACAACCGCCGCAGAGGCCAACAGUGCCGGACCCGGCGAGUUGGUUCCGGUUAGCAAGUACGGCGUCAACAAAUCUGAACGCCUCAUUGCGCUCUGCUGGCUUCUGUACGACCUGCUUCCGAACAACAAGUACCCAAAGGCAAAGGCUGUCAAGGUUGAAGAUAUCCACUUUCUUCUGACCAAGUCUGUACGAAAGUCAGUGCGCAAAUCGGUGCCAAAGUUUUACAACUGGCUCUUUUGUCUGCAGAAUCUCCAAUUCAAGAUUGACGGUGUCCCCCUUGCCAACUGGUUUUGCGCAGACUCGGUUAAGUCCAAGACCUACUCCAGGGUUGACGGUGUGAAGAAAGCGAGGCGGUGUUAUUCUUCGGUCCAGAUGGGGAUGCGGCUGUUUACCACCGACCACGACAACCUAGGUUGGGCAACCAGCUCGUGUCAACCGGGAGAUGAGCUGUUUCUGAUGCACGGCUGCAGUGUUCCUGUGGUGCUGAGGAAAAGAUCGGGGAAAGGAAGGUACCAGUUGAUCGGUGACAGCAUUGUGCACGGGUUGAUGGAGGGACAAGGGGUUACUGAUGCAUCAUCCUCAAGCUGGCAAACAUUGUUUUUGAUCUAA
This is a messenger RNA of Colletotrichum higginsianum IMI 349063, 1692 nucleotides long. RefSeq names its product Heterokaryon incompatibility protein. NCBI's taxonomy places the organism in Eukaryota, Fungi, Ascomycota, Sordariomycetes, Glomerellales, Glomerellaceae. The transcript has a single exon. The coding region runs from base 1 to 1692 and encodes 563 amino acids. The record is from RefSeq and is a predicted model, not a curated record.